Jaculus jaculus (lesser Egyptian jerboa) is the source of this 2516-nucleotide messenger RNA. It is a transcript of the gene Pex13, whose product is annotated as peroxisomal biogenesis factor 13. Bases 54 to 1271 code for a protein of 405 amino acids. The transcript has 4 exons. Gene Ontology annotation, molecular function: protein binding. Gene Ontology annotation, biological process: protein import into peroxisome matrix, docking. The record is from RefSeq and is a predicted model, not a curated record. Gene Ontology annotation, cellular component: peroxisomal importomer complex; peroxisome; peroxisomal membrane. NCBI's taxonomy places the organism in Eukaryota, Metazoa, Chordata, Mammalia, Rodentia, Dipodidae.
ACCUCGGCCCUCGCAGUCCAGAUGCCCAGCGGUAGCUGAACCGAGGCGGAGAGAUGGCGUCCCAGCCGCCGCCGCCCCCCAAGCCCUGGGAGACCCGCCGAAUUCCGGGGGCCGGGCCGGGACCAGGACCGGGACCCGGCCCCACUUUCCAAUCUGCUGAUUUGGGUCCUCCUUUAUUGACAAGACCUGGACAACCAACACUUACCAGAGUGCCCCCUCCUAUUCUUCCAAGACCAUCCCAGCAGACAGCGAGCAGCAAUGUGAACACUUUCAGACCUUCUUACAGUUCAUUCUCUUCUGGAUAUGGCACCUAUGGAAAUUCAUUUUACGGAAGCUAUACCCCUUAUAAUUAUGGAUAUAAUGGGUUAGGCUUCAACCGCCUCCGUGUUGAUGAUCUUCCACCCAGCAGAUUUGUUCAGCAAGCUGAAGAAAGCAGUAGAGGUGCAUUCCAGUCCAUUGAAAGUAUUGUUCAUGCAUUUGCUUCUGUCAGUAUGAUGAUGGAUGCUACCUUUUCAGCUGUCUAUAACAGUUUCAGGGCUGUAUUGGAUGUGGCAAAUCACUUUUCCCGCUUGAAAAUACACUUUACAAAGGUUUUUUCAGCUUUUGCAUUAGUUAGGACUAUAAGAUACCUUUAUAGACGGUUACAGAGGAUGAUGGGUUUAAGAAGAGGCUCUGAGAAUGAGGACCUUUGGGCAGAAAGUGAAAGAACUAUGGCCUGCCUUGGUGCCGAGGACCACGCAGCUAACUCAGCAAAAUCUUGGCCAAUAUUCUUGUUUUUUGCUGUUAUCCUUGGUGGCCCUUAUCUCAUCUGGAAACUUCUAUCCACCCACAGUGAUGAAGUAACAGACAAUAUCAACUGGGCAAAUGGUGAAGAUGACCAUGUAGUUGCUAGAGCGGAAUAUGAUUUUGCUGCUGUAUCUGAAGAGGAGAUUUCUUUCCGUGCUGGUGAUAUGCUAAACUUGGCUCUCAAAGAACAACAACCCAAAGUCCGUGGUUGGCUUCUGGCUAGUCUCGAUGGUCAAACAACAGGACUUAUACCUGCAAAUUAUGUCCGAAUUCUUGGUAGAAGAAGAGGUAGAAAAACAGCAGAAUUGAGUAAAAUUUCCAAGCAGCAACAAUGUUUUGCCAACUCAAAAGCAACUAAAGAAGCCACAGCUGCAGAUUGUUUGGAUGAACAUGAAGCUAACUUUGAAUCUGUUUUUGUUGAAACCAACAAGGUUCCGGGUGCACCUGAUUCCACAGGGAAAAGUGGAGCUAAACUAGAUCAUUGAUGUUUUUCAUGUGCAGUUGAAUAGUACAUUAGAGUACUUUUAAAAGUGAUUUCUUGUAAUUAGUCUACAAUUCACUGAAAACAUUUGUUAAUGGCUAUUCCAGGUAUUUUGUUGCUAGAAAUUAUCACAGUUAUACACUAGUGUGUUUGGUCUAGUGACCUGGCUACAUUUUACAAUUGGACCAUGAGGAUGUUUGUUUCAUUUAUCUUUUAAGAUUAUGGAGAUUCCUCUCAUUUUCAUCAUAUUUAAAACCCUAGGCUUAUUGGAACAGUACAUUUGAUGAGCUGUAGAAUGCAUGAGUACCUCAGAAGGGAUCAUUAAUACUUUUUACAAUUCUGAGUUAAUUGACUUAAAACCCUCAUAAAUUGAGUGAUAACAUCUGCUAACAUGAACAGGCAAAAAUCAAAUUUUUAUAACCUGAAGUAAACUAAUAAAAUUUUUCUCAUCUGUAUUAUGUCUAGUGUUGGCUAUACUUUUAGGUAAAAGUUUUUUUUUUUUUGUCCAAGACAAUUGAUGCUAUUGUCAUUUAUUGUUUUAAUUUUAUUUUUAAAAGGUCACUAGAGCUGGCCAAGGUGGCCCAUGUCUUUAAUCCCAGAACCCAGCCAGAGAUAGAAGGAUAGGAUUGUUAUGAGUCAGGGCUAGCCUGGGGCUACAGAGUGAGUGAGUGCCAGGUCAGCCUGGGCUAGAGUGAGACCUUACCUCAAAAAAAAGAGGUCACCAGAGGCAUUGUGAAAAUAUUGGUUCUAGAAUGACAUAACUAUUUCUCUCUAUACACAUAAGACUAGUCUUUAUCUAGAAGUGAAUCAGAAUAUAUGAGAAGAUUUACUUUCCUUUUCUCCAACUAAAACUCAAGUCCUUUGAGUUUGCACUUCAUGAUACAAUGCUUUCUACCAGUAAUGAUUUUUAAUUUUUAUGGAUUCUCUGCUUCUAUCUAAUGUAAUUACUUUUUCAAAUUCCAUAUUUAGGAUGUACUUUAAAUAUUAAAACUGUCACAGCCAGGCAUAGUGGCGCACGCCUUUAAUUCCAGCACUUGGGAGGCAGAGGUAGAAGGGUCGCCAUGAGUUCAAGGCCACCCUGAGACUACGUAGUGAAUUCCAGGUCAGCCUGAGCUAGAGUGAGACCCCCCACCUUGUAAAAAUAAAAUAAAAUAAUAAAAAAACUGUGCCACAUUGGAUACACAUUUAGAUUUAGUUUUCACUAUUGUUUAUAAAUAAAAUAAUUGCCAUUUUGAAUAUUACAAUAUUA